This is a messenger RNA of Branchiostoma floridae (Florida lancelet), 3384 nucleotides long. Its product is annotated as neuronal acetylcholine receptor subunit beta-2-like. Gene Ontology annotation, biological process: chemical synaptic transmission; signal transduction; regulation of membrane potential. The transcript has 7 exons. Gene Ontology annotation, cellular component: neuron projection; postsynaptic membrane; synapse. Gene Ontology annotation, molecular function: acetylcholine-gated monoatomic cation-selective channel activity; transmembrane signaling receptor activity. The record is from RefSeq and is a predicted model, not a curated record. NCBI's taxonomy places the organism in Eukaryota, Metazoa, Chordata, Leptocardii, Amphioxiformes, Branchiostomatidae. The coding region runs from base 1138 to 2802 and encodes 554 amino acids.
AUGUAGAAAACCAUUGAUUGCUAAAUGUCCAUAAAGAUCUUUUCGUUGACCGAUUUUUCUAAUAUUUCAGUAGGAAUUUUCGGAUCGCAGCAAGUUCUUAGCAGCCUGGGUCGAUAAACAGGCAUCCUUGUGCGCAGGUGCUGAAGGGAGGAGUGAAUUAAAAUGAAUCGCCAGGUUGACACAAAAACGCGCGGCCGUGCGGAACGUACGUCGGCGCGGCGGCCAGGUGAUUACAACCUCGCGCCGCACGUAUUCCACUCACGUCGACGUCUGUUAGGCUCGUCUGGCGACGCCGCUACGCAAGGACGUCACCGCUGACGACGGCACUGCGAUCCGCCACGUUAAGCCGUGACGUUGGACGUCAGCUUGGCGUUGUUCUGUCUCCGUUGAGACGGAGAAACGUAGAAGAUUUUGUCAUUUUCCAGACGCACGCGUGUAAAGACUCCAGGUUAGUGAGCGCGCGAAGACUCCAGGUGAGCAGGACGGGAAACCUUGGGACGGAAUUCUUGAGGAGGAGGGGUGCUUGUCGGGGCUGUGGACAUUCAGAACGGAAUUACCAAAUCUGCGGGAGGAGGGGUGGUUUUAGAUGGCAUUUUAGAGGAAGAGGGACGCUUUUCGUGGGGGCUGUGGACAUUUGGAACGAACCGGUGCAGACUUAUUAUCCGCCGUGUCACGUCUAUUUCAGCACAGCGGUAAAAACUCACCCGAUGUUUUCUCUACAUGAUGAGAAAUGAACCGCCCCAUCCGUCAACGUCAACAUUAUAAUUUUCCUUCCGGCUGUUGUGCGGGGGUGACCGGGAAGAGGCCCAGGUGAGCCCCGCUAACCAGCACCGACCGGCCAGCAGGAGGCCAAGUGUCGGUGCGCAUGCUGUUUCUGUGGGGUUCAGCAGACUCAAACUGCCCCUCCCCUCCACUGGAUUUCCACCUGUCCUGUCGGCUGACUCCGUCCGCCAUUCAUCCACCCAUGGCCUUUGACCUCUCCGGUGUUUGGCGGCGAUCAAUGCGGGUUUAGGAGUCACGUGUGUUGCGGACGGCUGGGCGCUGUGUUGGGCUGCUGGCAGGACGGCGGGCCGUUGGAUCGGCGGUGCGUCAGGCUUUACUUGCGGGGCCCGCAGCUAGCAUGAACACGGCUGCACCAUGAGGAGACGCCUCCCGGCAUGGCUGCGGAUGUUCACCUCCUGGGUAUGGAUUACCUUGCUUUGUAAAGAAACGCUGGCAGCAGAAGCGGAAGAGCGCCUUGUCCAGAGACUAUUCAACGAGUCCCGCUACAAUCCUCUCAUCAGACCGGCCAGGUACAACGGCGAGAAGGUCCUGGUCCACUUUCGUCUGUCCAUCUCUCAACUCAUUAACGUGGACGAAAAGAAUCAGAAGAUGAAAACAAACGUCUGGCUUCAUCAGGAGUGGUUUGACUACAGACUGUCCUGGGAUCCUAGGGAAUAUGAUAACAUCAAAGUCAUCCGAGUCCCGUCAGAAAUCGUCUGGAGACCAGAAAUUGUUCUUUUUAACAACGCUAACGGUCAGUAUGACGUCCAGCUGAUGCCGAAAUGCCUGAUCUACUCCGGCGGGAACAUCACGUGGAUCCCGCCCGCCAUCUACGAGAGCGCCUGUCAAAUCGACGUGCGCUUCUUCCCGUUCGACCAACAGAACUGCUCCAUGAAGUUUGCGUCCUGGACGUACGACGGGACGGAGCUGGACCUGGAGCUGAAAGACACCAAUGCCGUCAUGGACGACUUCAAGAAAAACGGCGAGUGGGACAUCCUCAGGUUACCUGGCAGGAAAAGUUCUCAUGCUGGAGAUCCACUUCCGUAUGUUUACUUUGAUUUCAUCUUGAUGAGAAGGCCUCUGUUCUACACAAUUAACCUGAUCAUCCCGUGUAUUCUCAUCACGUCCCUGUCGGUGCUGGUGUUUUACCUGCCGUCCGACUGUGGGGAGAAGAUCACACUCAGCAUCUCCGUGCUGCUGGCCCUGACUGUGUUCCUGCUGCUGAUCGCCGACAUCAUCCCGCCGACUUCUCUGGACGUGCCGCUCAUCGGGAAGUACAUCAUGUUCACCAUGAUCUUCGUCACCUUCACAAUAGUAACCACAGUGUACAUAUUGAACGUUCACCACCGUCACCCCAGCACGCACACGAUGCCGCCCUGGGUCAGAACGGUUUUCCUGGACAAACUGCCCAGGCUGCUGCUGAUGAAAAGGCCGGUGUUGCACCGCAGGUUCAGCACGGUGGACGUGUGGGACCCCCCGCAGCCUUUUCUAUCCACUCCUCCCUCCAGCCUCCUCCAUCAUUCCACAUCCUCUCUCCAGCACCGCCCGGAAACAGCGAGCAUGCUGGGAAAUCACGUGGAUUCAGACGAUAGUGACACGUGCUUGAAAGCAAAGUCCGCCAUUUUGUAUGAGAACCAGUGUCGGAAGUAUGCGCUGCGCGUGUCUGAGUCGAGCGCGCGGAACCCUCACGAGGACUUCCCGGAGGACCACACGGACAGCCCGUACUACUCUCCCCGGACACGCCCGGCACACACACACUACAAGCAGAUAGACCUGCCACCGGAGGUGCCCUCGGAUCUACCACCAGAGCUGAAAAAGGCCGUGAAAAAUGUCAGAUACAUUGCGGAUUACUUCCGGAGUCACGACCAAGACCUCAGCAUAUCAGAGGACUGGAAGUACGUCGCCAUGGUGAUCGACCGUAUCUUCCUGUGGACCUUUGUGUCGGUGUGUUUUAUCGGCACCCUGGGCCUCUUCCUGCAGCCGCUGCUGUUCGGCAACACCCUAUCUGAGGAAGAGGAGCCGCCAGGGGGCGCUCGUUGACGUGAUCUACUGGGGAUCAUAAGCUACGAAGAAAACAUACCGGACCUGUGCAUUCAAUGUUCGCUGGAACCCAGCCGAUGGCACGUAGCCAAGUUAUGAACUAACAAACGCGGCCGUUGCCACAUCUCAGAGCUGAGAUUUGAAUUGCACCAAAACUUUUCCUGUUCCGGGCAAGGCUAACACACUGUGACCUAUCUCUGUCCUGGACACGGCUAACACACCUGUCUCUAUUAAGAGCACGGCUAACAUGCCUGUCUCUGUUCAGGGCACUACCAGCACACAUGUUCCUAUUCAGGGCACUGCCAACACACAUGUCUCUCUUCAGGGCACUGCAAACACACUUGUCUCUCUUCAGGGCACUGCCAACACAUGUACACUUGUCCCUCUUCAGGGCACUGCUAACACACAUGUCUCUCUUCAGGGCACUGCUAACACACAUGUCCCUCUUCAGGGCACUGCCAACACACAUGUCCCUCUUCAGGGCACUACCAACACACAUGUCCCUUUUCAGGGCACUGCCAACACACAUGUCCCUUUACAGGGCAAUGCCAACACACAUGUCCCGGGGCACUGCCAACACAC